CCGGCGUGGGCAGGUAAGGGGAGCUGCACUCAGGCAACUACCUCAAAGGCACAGGGAGCGCUCUGGUUACCCGGCACUGUGUGUGUAUAUUUGUGCAUUGUUUCUACUUACUUCUCUUUAUGUGUCACAGAAAGAGGUGAAGUGCGGAGCUCAAAAUAAGGUGCAGAGGCAGCGAAAGGCAGGAUUACACACAUGGCAGGUUAGAGAAAGGCAGUGAGAGAGAAGGAGACGAUGGGAGGAAAAAGCAACAGAGGGAGGCUUAAGAUUACAGAGGCGAGCACCUUUUGUUGCAGAGUUCAGCUGUGAUGGACGGCUUAUGUUUAGGGAAAGAGUGAAGGUGUCCUUCAGUGCACUACCAUAAAAUUUGUGGGACCACCGAGGAUGUUCUCCUUCACUGAUCAAACUUGUGUCUGACAAACGAGGAACCUGGACUUCAAGGAAGGUGAAGAAGAAGGUCAGAGGAUUUGAUGUGAUUGAUGCAAAGAUAGUUGGCAAAGGAGGGGCAAACACAAAACCCCAGAGAAGUGUAGUCAGUGGGGCAUCGAGUGAUUGAGCCUUCUGGGUGAAUAACAAGUCAUGCAAGAACAGGAGUGAGGCUGGACGAGAGAGCACCGUUCAACAGGAGAGAGAGGGAGGGUGAGGGAAGGCUGCAGAAGCGGAGAUAAGCAGUUCAGAGCAAAAUUAGUCUACAGAGAAAGAGAGGUUGACACCGGACUGAAGAGAGAUCAAGGUUGACUCAAGUCUUUGCUGCCUCCAACCUGAUUAGGGAGAAUAGCAGAAGUAGUGGAGGCGAGCUGGGAGACCCAAUCAACAGGACGUGAGAGCCAGCUAGAGUAGAAGGAAAAGAGAAAGAAUUACACAAGGACGCUUGGUGAAAGAAGCCUCUUAAAUCUGGGAGCUGGAAUUAGAGCCGCAGGAACUGCAGAGGGGAAGCCACAAAACCACAGUGAAGAUGCCCGCUAAUGGGAACCGUCCUUUAAAACUGCAGUUUGGCCUAAUAAAUUAUGAGGGUCGCUAUCUCACUGCUGAGACCUUUGGCUUCAAGGUGAAUGCCUCAGCUCCCAGCUUAAAGAAGAAGCAGAUAUGGACUCUUGAGCAGGACUCCCAAGACACCCAGGUUGUCUAUCUGCGCAGUCACCUGGGACGCUACCUGGCCUCUGACAAGGAUGGCAAAGUCACCUGUGAGGCAGACGGCCACAACUCAGACUGUCGCUUCCUCAUCGUGGCUCAGUCAGAUGGCCGCUGGGCCCUGCAGUCUGAGCAGUACCUCCGAUUCUUCGGUGGCUCUCGGGACUACCUGUCCUGCUUCGCCCAGAUAAUCACAGAUGCCGAGCUGUGGGCAGUGCACCUGGCUCUGCAUCCUCAGGCCAACCUGCUGUCUGUGGCCCGAAAGCGUUAUGCCCACCUCUCCAUGGAGGAUGGGGAAAUCGCUGUGGACCUGAACAUUCCCUGGGGAGUGGCAGCACUCCUGACACUUGUCUACCUGGACGGGAAGUACUGCCUAAAGACCUGUGACAGCCGCUUCCUCAGCAAUGACGGAAAGCUGGUGAUGCAGAAUGGGAGGGCCACGGCAUACACCUUGGAGCUGAAGUGUGGGAAGCUGGCCUUCAAAGACUGUGAAGGGAAGUAUUUGUCCCCCAUGGGGCCUACAGGGACCCUGAGGUCUGGACGGUGCUCCAAGCCAGGCAAAGACGAACUAUUUGACCUGGAGGAGAGUCACCCACAGGUGGUUCUGAUAGCAACCAACGGGCGAUAUGUCUCCAUCAGACAAGGACUGAGCCUCGCAGCCAAUCAGGAAGAUGAGACGGACAUGGAGACGUUUCAGAUGGAGAUUGACAAGGAAACCAAGAAGUGCACGUUCCGCACCAGCCAAGGCAACUACUGGGCUGUGGUGGCUCAUGGAGGCGUCCAGACUACAGCCACAGAAGUGUCAGCAGACACCAUGUUUUCAGUGGAGUGGCUCGGCCACAAGGUGGCACUAAAAGCCAACAAUGGCAAAUACAUCUGCACUAAGAAGAACGGCCAGUUACUUGCUGUCAGUGACUCCAUAGGUGAGGAUGAGCAGCUCACUUUGAAACUAAUCAACCGACCCAUGCUGAUCCUGAGAGGACUGAAUGGAUUCAUCUGCCACCACAAGAACUCCAACACGCUGGAUGCCAGUAGAUCCGUCUACGACAUCUUCACCCUGCAGUUCAGCAAUGGGGCCUACAACAUUAAAGGUGUUGAUGGUCGGUUCUGGUAUGUGAACAGCGCCGGGUUGGUGUGUUCGGACGGUGAGGCCCCUGAGAAUUUCAGUCUGGAGCUCCUGGAACAUGGUCGUCUCGCAAUCAGGGGCAAGAACGGGAAAUACCUGCGUGGUGACCAGGGAGGAACCCUGAAGGGAGACGGACUCAGCCUGAGCAGCUCAGCCUUGUGGGAGUAUUAAUACAAACACAUAUUAGUCCAAACCUGGACUAACUUAACUCACUGUUGAGGUGAUCCGCCACUAAUCACCACUUUGGCUGCAAUGUGAAGUUAAACUUGAAGAUAUUUCACCCAGAGAGGACUCAAAGACUCAUAAAGGUGAAAGAAGGGGAGGAACUCACCAUGUAAAUUCAGCCAAGAGAAGUCUUAAUGAAGUGAACAAAGUUUUUAAUGAGUUCUUGAACUCAAAUCUGCAAAAUUAGUGUGAAUGAACGUUUGAGUUUUUGUGUUAUUGCUUGAAGUUUUUUCCAGUAAUUAAAUAUACACAAAUAAAGGCAAAUAGACUUCAGAAUGUGAUGUUUCACACACGUAAUCACAGCCACACUCCUUGGUGUUUACAUCCUUGUUGGUCUCAUCUUUGCCGCCUUUCCGCCACUCUAGUAUUGCAUUUGUAACCGCAAGCAAGUAAGCGGUAAUACAGACGUGUAAUGGCUGUUGUCCUUCAUCAAGUUGAAGACGUACAGUGACUCAAGCUGUCAUUUGAGACAUGCAGCUACAUCCACACUUACUAGAAAGGCUGGGUCAGAUUACUUUGAAAUGUGGUCAGUUACUGGAUACAAACUGCAUGGCAAUUCUUGGAAUUAGUAAUAGUAGCAGUGGGUUCCAGAAAAAUGCAAGCUUAAGGGAAUACUUUUGAAUCACUACAAAAUAAAACCACCUCAUGCUUAAAAAAAAAAAAAAAAAAUGGAUGCAGAAGCAAAAAUUAACCUCCACAAAGAUUCCUUUUCCUCUUUAAAUAUGUGAAAACAUUUUCAAAUAAAAUAGAUUUUGCAUUUUCAGCAUGCAAUUGCAGAACUGCGGGUCUACUGUGUUUAUUCAACAACACGUAGGAUGUUGUUUCUUUUUUUAUGUGUGAGUUUUUGUUGAAGCCACAUGGAGGACUUUACUUGUGUAAUGCAAGAGGUGCCCUUACUUGAAAUUUUCAUCUUCCAAAUCAAAAGAAAUAAUUCAAUAAAACAUUGAUGAAAAACAGAAAAAAAUCUGUUCAAUAUUUUCAAAACUUGGAACCUGAAAGGAGUUACUAGACUGCUUUCAAGUAUAGUAGAUGGUCUUAGAUUGCACAUUCAGAAA
Molecule: messenger RNA, 3534 nt
Organism: Amphiprion ocellaris (clown anemonefish)
Lineage: Eukaryota; Metazoa; Chordata; Actinopteri; Pomacentridae
Gene: fscn2b
Product: fascin actin-bundling protein 2b, retinal
Exons: 7
Coding region: 953-2425 (490 amino acids)
Biological process (GO): establishment or maintenance of cell polarity; cell migration; actin filament bundle assembly
Cellular component (GO): cytoplasm; actin cytoskeleton
Molecular function (GO): protein-macromolecule adaptor activity; actin filament binding
Source: RefSeq, a predicted model, not a curated record